AUGGGGCACGCCGACUACGAAAAGAUCGAGGUGGUGGGCGAGGGCACCUUUGGUGUCGUGACACGGGCCCGGGUGAUCAAGACAGGACAGGAGGUCGCGAUCAAAAAGAUCCGCAAGCCGAGCGGCAAGAACGGCGCAGACCUGUCGACGCUCCGUGAGACGAUGCUGCUGGCCGAGCUACGCCACCAGCACGUGAUCGAGCUCAAGGAGGCCUACUCGCACAACAGCGCCCUCUCGCUCGUCUUUGAGUUUUGCAUCCUCCGCGACAAGACGGCGCCGCUCGACACGUCGCGCAUCAAGGGCUACCUGCUCGGCGCCUUCCGCGGCCUCGCCUUCUGCCACGCCAACUGGGUGCUGCACCGCGACCUGAAGCCGGGGAACCUCCUGCUCAACGCGUCGGGGCACGUCAAGCUCGCUGACUUUGGCCUCGCCCGCUUCUACGGCUCGCCCGGCCGCAAGUUCACCGGCCAGGUCGUCACCCGCUGGUACCGCCCGCCGGAGCUGCUGUUCGGCGCAAAGCACUACGGCCCCGCUGUCGACCUGUGGUCGAUGGGCUGCAUCUUUGCCGAGCUGAUGACUCGCGCGCCCCUCUUCCCGGGAGGCUCCGACAUCGACCAGCUCUCGCGCGUCUUCUCCCUGCGCGGCACCCCGACCGACGAGAGCUGGCCGGCCGUCUCGAAGCUGCCCGACUACAUCCAGUUCAAGGAGGUGGCGCCGGUCCCGCUGCCGACGCGCUUCCCUGCCGCCUCGCCCGCCGCCCUGCGCUUGCUCGGCGACCUGCUCUCCCUCGACCCGGAGCAGAGGCCGAGCGCCGACGAGGCGCUCGCGCACGCCUUUUUCGACCAGGCGCCGCCCGCCGCCUCGCCUGCCGAGCUCGUGCCGCGCGCGAGGCCACCGGCCGCGCAGCAGCGCGGAGAGAAGCGGCCAAACCCGGACGCGAGGUGACACACAGGCUUGCCAACAUGCCGCACGAACUUACUCGUCACUCGUCGACUCGAGUCUCGACUCCCCUUCUUUCUCUAUACUCUAACACGUAUGUACUGACCAACUCUCGCAACUGUGAACUGACUACUGAGCAGAGUGUAAUCUGUAAAGCCCUAAGCCGCUAAGCCGCA
This is a messenger RNA of Emiliania huxleyi CCMP1516, 1115 nucleotides long. RefSeq lists its product as hypothetical. NCBI's taxonomy places the organism in Eukaryota, Haptophyta, Isochrysidales, Noelaerhabdaceae. Bases 1 to 945 code for a protein of 314 amino acids. Gene Ontology annotation, biological process: positive regulation of transcription by RNA polymerase II; protein phosphorylation. Gene Ontology annotation, molecular function: ATP binding; RNA polymerase II CTD heptapeptide repeat kinase activity; cyclin-dependent protein serine/threonine kinase activity. The transcript has 5 exons. The record is from RefSeq and is a predicted model, not a curated record. Gene Ontology annotation, cellular component: transcription factor TFIIK complex; nucleus; cytoplasm.